Molecule: messenger RNA, 2190 nt
Organism: Culicoides brevitarsis
Lineage: Eukaryota; Metazoa; Arthropoda; Insecta; Diptera; Ceratopogonidae
Exons: 2
Coding region: 47-1627 (526 amino acids)
Molecular function (GO): protein binding
Source: RefSeq, a predicted model, not a curated record
ACAAGUACUACAUUUUGUUGAAUUUCAUAAUUUUAACAAAUUUAUCAUGACAAGUGAGAGGAAAAGAGAAGCUGAAAGAUCAAUUCAACCGGAAAAAUUCUUUUGCGUUGAAAAUACAAUGAAACUUUCGGAUAUUGAUGACUUAAGCAACGAACUCUUAGAAAUGAUUUUUUCGCUUCUAUCACGCCACGAUAGAAUUCUUUGCAAGUUGGUUUGUACACGAUGGUACUUGAUUUUGAUGGAGUCUCCACUUUUUCGCAAGGAUCGUCACAUUUAUUUCAAUGAUUGCAUCCUAGAUACACAAACUGAACCAAUUUCUAUUCUUAUGGCGGCACAAAAACAUUAUGAAAUCUUUACUUUUGGUACAAUCCACAAAAACUAUUAUGAAAGACCACUUGACUGGAUGACAACUCCACAUAUCCUGCAAAACGUCAAGGAAAUUAAUUUAGUUACGAAAAAUUUCGAUUUAAUACCACCGAGACUGUUGAUCGAAUGUCCCUUGUUAGAGUCACUCAACUUUUACGAUGAAAAUGAGGAUGCACAAAGUCCUGCGGAGCCGUUUCCUCCGAAGUAUCUUAGCUUGGACUUCAUGCCACUAAUGUUGUUUGGAAAAUGUUUCACUGACAAAUUUUUCUUUCAGGCAUCAAGGUUUUUGGUUUCGUUUGAGCAAGUUUUUCUAGAUUGUGUAUUACAAAACAUAAAAAUGGUGAACAUUAAGAGUAGUUCCAAUGAGCCACGAGAUUUUACGAAAAGAUUUUUACUCCAGUUGAAAAAAAUGAUUCCCGAACAAGCUGUUAUCAAUAUUCAUUUUGAUAAUUUACUAUUUGAUGAUAAUAGAUAUUUAUCGAAAGACUUUGGAUUAAAAACCUGGAUUGAUUUGUUUUCAACAACACAGACAAAAUUCACAUUAAAUCAUUUCAAGGUCAAUUUCGGUGGUAUGUCAAAGGAAGCUAUUGAAGCAUUUUGUGCAUUAGACGUCACUUACAAAAACUUCAAUUUGGAGUUUAAAGAAUCCGACGAAUAUGACUAUGACGAAAUUGAUAAAUUUUUGGAUGAAUUGAAAGCAGAACAAAUAUCUUUGAAGCUCUCUGCUUUGCCACAAAUUCCUGUGUUACGAAAUUUUCAUCGUAUAACAAAAAUUUGUCUUCGACAAACCGAAGACGUUGCAAGUCUGAAGUGGUUAGAACAAAUGAAAAAUUUGAAGGAACUGAUACUUGUGCAUAGAACUCUCGGACAUUCUUGUACGUUUGGUCACGCAGCAAUUAAGCUUGAAAAUGUUGAAAAACUGGAAAUUGACUCACCAAUAUUGUCGUCAAGGAGAUGCCAAGAAUGCUUUAAUGCACUGAAGCAAAGCUUCCAAAAUGUAAAGGAGCUUAAGAUUGUAGCUGAAUCUGCAGUACUUUUGGAAAUAAGUUGCUGGAAAAAGUUGGAGACAGUAAAAAUUGCGAUACGAGACUUCGAUGACUUUUUCGAGCUUGAAAAAAACUCGGAACAGUUUUCUUUUAGCAUGUUGCGUGAAAUAUUUAUUUACUUUAAUCUUUCUGUAGAACCAUGGAACAAAGAAAAGUUAACUUACUUAGUUGAACGAGCAUUUCCAUUAGUAACAGUUGUUUGCAAAACUUACUAAUUACAAAGCUUGGCAAAAAUAUGCAUUUAAAAUUGGAAAAUAUGCAAAAAAUAUGCACUUAUAGGCAAAAUAUGCAAUUUUAUGCAAUUAAAAAAUGCUAUUUUGGUUGAAACAAAUAUUUUUUUUUAAUAAUUUGUUACAAAAACCAAAAUUUUAGCAUCAAAAAUAGAACUCAUGUGGAAUAAUUCUACAAAACCCUUAAUCUUGGCAGAAACCCAUGAUACGAAAGGUUUUUUUUAGGUAUAUAAUUUUUUUUAAAUGGCAGAUUUUGGAAAAAUUUUGAAAUUAAAAUAUUUAAAAUGUAAAAAUUUUUUAAAAGAUUUUUUGACAUAUAUUUAAAUUAAGGAAAAAAGUCGAUACAAACAGUUAAAUAAAUUUUCCAAAAACUUAAUUAAACAGUAUUUUUUGAACCUAUAUAAAAUUGAUUAUUUUUGAUUAUUUAAGUUUUACUCAUCUUUGUCGAAAAACGGUCGAAAAUUAUAUCUAAAAUUUUUUAGAAUUUUCGUUUUUUGAAAAAAAAUUUUUUUGGCUAAAAAAUUUUCAAAAAAUUAAAAUUUUUGCAA